This is a messenger RNA of Clupea harengus (Atlantic herring), 2669 nucleotides long. RefSeq names its product diacylglycerol kinase, epsilon (gene dgke). Gene Ontology annotation, biological process: phospholipase C-activating G protein-coupled receptor signaling pathway. NCBI's taxonomy places the organism in Eukaryota, Metazoa, Chordata, Actinopteri, Clupeiformes, Clupeidae. The record is from RefSeq and is a predicted model, not a curated record. Gene Ontology annotation, molecular function: ATP-dependent diacylglycerol kinase activity. Gene Ontology annotation, cellular component: membrane.
GUCAUCAUUUCCGUUUCCGCACAGUGGUAGCUUUGACAGAAACAGCCAGAGCAGUUCGGUUAGCUAUGGGGUCCGCCUAUGCUCUAGUGUCUCAUGUUUAGAAUCAGUACAGCACAGCACAAGUACGGUAUCAGAUAUGCAAUAGAUGUUAUAGUCAAGUAUUCAGUGGUGCUCAUGUUUUUAUCGGUCUGAGUUUAGCGGAGGUGAUGGUGAGAGCUGCCUGUUGAGACUAAGUUAGCUAACGAAGAUGAACUGCUCAUUUUAGAGAAGCUAUACUGGCUAGCACUAUCGAAUUUGGCAGUUUCCAGUGUAUUCCAAUUGAAAAAAUAUAGUUUACGGCAAUCUAUGUGUAGGUUUAUGUUAUGUGCCGGGUUUCGCCUGUGGCUGCGAGUGGAAACCAUAGCGUUACAAGCCAAAUAUGCAUUGUAGAUAAAUGACCAAUGUUGAAAGCAGUAUUUCGUUUGACAUCAUUUAUUUUAAAUAAGCACUGUGUCACGCCAGUAUUUUUAUAACCGCUAAACCAAGCGAUAUGUUUACGGCGUUGAUGUAUUUAAUCCCUUGAAAUCACGCCGGUUAAAACCAGUGUUUACAUAAUAUUGCAAGCGUUCAGUGUCGCGAACACUCCCCACAUACAGUUUCGAUGGAGACGGAGGAGGAAAGUGUCAGCGGGCAGCUUGAUACCACCGGGAGGCGGGAGGAAUGGACACUGCUCAUUUGGACCUCCCUGGCCGUUCUGGUACCGGUGGUUAUCACGCUGUGGUGCAGUGCUCAACGCUCCAAACGGAAGGUGUACAUGAAGGACUUCUUACGCAAAAGCAAACAUGGAUGGCACUACACUGAUCUCUUCAACAAACCCACCUACUGCUGCGUAUGCUCUCAGCACAUACUCCAGGGAGCAUUCUGUGACGGCUGUGGUAUCUGCGCCGACGAGCAAUGCUUACGACGGGCCGACCGCACCAUGUUGUGCAAAGAGAUUAUGACUCCGGCUCAAUCGGACGGGACUCUAAACCAUCGUUGGGUGCGUGGAAACGUCCCCCUUUGCAGCUGCUGUGUGGUCUGCAAACAGCAGUGCGGCACUCAGCCAAAGCUGUGCGACUACAGGUGUGUGUGGUGCCAGACCACUCUGCAUGAUGACUGUAAGCCAAGCCUGGAGGAUGGAGAGCGAUGCGACCUAGGAGAGUUUCGCUGUCUCAUCAUCCCACCUCACUACCUCUAUCACGUCAACAAACUGCGCCGCAGACACCCGGACGAGUACAGCAAGCUGGCUGUGGCCUGUGGCAGUGGCUGGACUCCGGUGCUGGUGCUGGCCAACACACGCAGCGGGAACAACAUGGGCGAGGCCCUGCUGGGAGAAUUCCGCACCGUGCUGAAUCCUGUCCAAGUGUUUGACCUGUCAGAGCUGCCCCCCUCCAAGGCCCUGCAGCUGUGCACCCUCCUCCCCCCGGGCAGUGCCCGUGUGCUGGUGUGUGGGGGCGACGGGACCGUGGGCUGGGUGCUGGACGCCAUCGACGCCAUGAAGCUUAAGGGCCAAGACCAGUUCGUUCCGAGGGUGACUGUCCUCCCCCUGGGCACAGGGAACGACCUGUCCAACUCUCUGGGCUGGGGGGCCGGGUACGCGGGGGAGAUCCCCGUGGAGCAGGUGCUGAGGAACAUUCUGGAGGCUGAGGUGGUGAAGAUGGACAGAUGGAAAGUUCAAGUAGUCUCGAAAGGCCACUUCCUUAGGAAACCAAAGGUUCUGUCAAUGAAUAACUAUUUCUCCGUGGGUCCAGAUGCCCUGAUGGCGCUCAACUUCCACACACACCGGGAGAAAACGCCCUCCAUCUUCUCCAGCCGCAUCAUCAAUAAGGCUGUGUAUUUCCUCUAUGGCACCAAAGAUUGUCUAGUGCAAGAAUGCAAAGAUCUGGAUAAGAGGAUUGAGCUGGAGCUGGACGGGGAGAAGGUGGCACUGCCCAGUCUAGAGGGCAUCAUCGUAUGUAACAUUGGCUACUGGGGCGGUGGCUGCAGGCUAUGGGAAGGCAUGGGGGACGAACCCUGCCCCCCUACACGUCUGGAUGAUGGCUUGCUGGAGAUAGUGGGGGUCUACGGCUCGUUCCACUGCGCACAGAUCCAGGUGAAGCUGGCCAACCCUGUCAGACUGGGCCAGGCUCACACGGUUCGGCUGGUGCUGAAGAGCUCGCGGAUGCCCAUGCAGGUGGACGGCGAGCCGUGGGCACAGGGCCCGUGCACCAUCACCAUCACGCACAAGACCCAGGCGCUCAUGCUCUACCACAGCGCCGAGCAGACCGACGACGACGACGAGGACUCCAGCGCCGACGAGGACGGCGAGGGAGGGGGGGCGGCGGCGGCGGCGGCGGCGGCCGCGCCGGUGACUUCCGACCGUCGCACGUCCGGAGACGAGGCUGAGGUGGUGGUGUGAGGCCCUUCUGCGUGAUGCUCUCCCGUAGGGAGCAGGAGCUCCGUGCGUCCCGUGCUUGCCAGCACUCAUCGCGCUUCACAGCCAUAUUUGGGUCCUCUAUGUCAGAUGGUUGGACAAGGGCGCAAUUUCAGUGCUUGUCAUAGGCGCUAUUUUACAUAGAUACGCCCCAUGCCCACGCCUGACAUACCCCCCACCCCACACACACUCACUCACACACACACACACACACACACACACACACACACGUGCAGAG